UGCCUUACAUUCCACUUCAUUUGAGGAGACGAUGGUAUCUAAGACGGUUGACCUUUUGAAGAAGGAGCUCCCACUUGAGCAGGAGUCCGUGGAGUUGUGUGAUGAUGUUGUAACUGGUUUAGUUCUUGUGGACAUCAUAAAUGGCUUCUGCACUGUUGGAGCCGGAAAUCUGGCUCCGCUAGAGCCUAAUCAGCAGAUAUCAGGAAUGAUUGAUGAAUCUGCAAAGUUGGCCAGAGUUUUCUGUGAGAAGAAGUGGCCCAUUAUGGCAUUCCUUGACUCUCAUCGUCCUGACCAGCAUGAACACCCUUAUCCUUCUCAUUGUGUGGCUGGCACCGAUGAAUCGAAUUUGGUUCCAGAUCUUCAGUGGAUAGAAAAAGAAGCAAAUGUAACAAUCAGGCGCAAAGAUUGCUAUGAUGGAUAUAUUGGUUCAAUUGAGAGGGAUGGUUCCAAUGUAUUUGUGGAUUGGGUGAACACCAACAAGAUCAAAGUUCUAUUGGUUGUAGGGAUAUGCACAGAUAUAUGCGUGCUGGAUUUUGUGUGCUCUACAUUAUCAGCAAAGAACCGUGGUUUUCUUGGCCCUCUGGAAGAUGUAGUUGUGUAUUCAUGUGGCUGUGCGACAUUUGAUUUUCCAGAUCACAUCGCCAGAAACAUUAAGGAUUCCAUAGCUCAUCCCCAGGAACUGAUGCAUCACGUUGGUCUUUACAUGGCUAAAGGGAGGGGAGCUAAGAUAGCAAGAAAAGUGUCUGUUGGGUCCAUGCAUGAAGCAGCUGGCUGCUAGAUUCAAAUACAUGGAGUUUAUCUGUUUGUAUUUAUAGUUCUGAAUCAUACCAAGUUCAAGGAUAGAGUACUUGCUUUAUGACUAGACUGAAAACAAGUAGAAGGCAAACAUGUAAUAGGUAUGAUAUUAAGGUGUGUGGAAAGCUAGGACUCCUAACAUGGUGGCAAGGUCGUUCUGGUGCUUCAAUUAUUUGGAACUCAAUGUGUCUCUGGUGCCCAAUAUUUCAUUGUUUAUAUU
Vitis riparia (riverbank grape) is the source of this 1015-nucleotide messenger RNA. RefSeq names its product nicotinamidase 1-like. The coding region runs from base 32 to 778 and encodes 248 amino acids. Gene Ontology annotation, molecular function: nicotinamidase activity. The record is from RefSeq and is a predicted model, not a curated record. Gene Ontology annotation, biological process: pyridine nucleotide salvage. The transcript has 5 exons. Lineage: Eukaryota; Viridiplantae; Streptophyta; Magnoliopsida; Vitales; Vitaceae.